UUUGCUUUUCCCUAUUGUAUAUUCAACAAUAUUGAUUGCCAUUGAGAAGGUGAAAAUGUGAACCAAAAAGUUGCUUCAAUUCAAUUUAAACCCAAAAUAUAGCAAUACAUCUUAUAAUGAACAACAGUUGUAGGUAUAAAUUAUGUUUGAUAACAAAUAGAGAAUCUAGUUACAAUGUUUACGAUACAUUCAAAUCGAACCAUCAGCAAAUUACUUGAUCAGAUGUUUUUCAAUUGUUCAUCGAUUCCUUUUAUAAUGACCAUUUCAUCGUGAUUCCUUCUGUCAUUACCGUUUGUUCAAUCGUGUUCCAGUUAUUUUACAUAUUUCAUGUCGAUAAACACAUCGAUUGGAAAUGAAUCUUUUGAUUCCAUUUAGAGUUGAAAGAAAAAUGAUUUGCCUCAAAAGCAUUUUUGGCGAUGAAAACAUUAGCUUUACACGGAUCUCGGUUAUUCGAGUUUUCAACAUUCUCCUUUUAUUCACCUUCAUCACCAUUUUAAUCAGUACCCUGUCCAUUGACCUGUCAAUUUGGACGCAUUUCAAGUUAUCCAACCUUAUUGGUUCCCUCAGCAGAUCUGCAACUCAGAUCGAUCCAUUUGCCAGAUAUAACACUAAUCAAGAUGGACCUCAAUCUAGUCGAAGGUACAAAUAUUCAUCUCAACUCAACCUGUUAUCCUGGUCGACUACAGAGAAACCUUGGUUCAUGAUUAAUGGUACAAUAACUCCCAACCCAAGUGACCCUUUUUCAUCUCGUUUACCCAUUUUCCCUGAAGAAGAUGAACCAUGGAACGAUCGGAUUGUUAAUCAGCUAAUGUACAUCCCAGCAAACUACAACUCAUCUAAACUGAUGGAAGAAGGUGCUUUAAAGAAGAUAUUGUUGCUCGAUAAAGGUUCAUGGGGACGAUCAAUGCCUUCUGGUCAAAAUGUUUUCCUCCAAGAUUCUUGUCCUGUAAAUACAUGUGAAAUUACAUUUGAUAAUAAACAUGCAACAACCGCUGAUGCCAUUAUAUUCAAGGAUCAUUAUGCUAAACCUAAACAUGUUAAACCACCAAAUCAAAUUUGGAUACUUUAUAUUCUUGAAAGUCCUCUGCAUACACCUUCAUUUCGAAGUCUAAAUGAUGUCAUCAAUUGGACUGCAUCUUAUCGCCAUGAUUCUGAUAUUGUUACACCUUAUGAAAAGUUUGUUUACUACGACUCUGAUGUUAAAGCUCAUUCACAAUCAACCAACUAUGCUAAAGGUAAAACGAAAAAAGUUGCCUGGUUUGUAUCAAACUGUUCAGCUCGAAACAAGCGACUCCAAUAUGCCCGGUCAUUAGCUGAAUAUAUUCAAGUGGACAUUUUCGGAAGAUGUGGAUCUCUGAAAUGUUCACGAACCAAAGCGGAUGAAUGCUUCAGUAAACUUGAUAAGGAAUACAAGUUUUAUCUUUCCUUUGAAAAUUCAAAUUGUCGUGAUUAUAUUACGGAGAAAUUUUACUCGAAUGGUUUAAAUCAUUCGGUUAUACCCAUAACAAUGGGUGCUCAUCCAGAAGACUAUAAACGUUCAGCGCCUGCCAAUUCAUUUAUUCAUGUUGACGAUUUUCCCUCACCUCACCAAUUGGCUCAAUAUCUUGACCAACUGGAUGCAAAUGAUACUCUUUUUAAUCAAUACUUCACAUGGAAAGGAUCAGGAGAGUUUAUCAAUACCUAUUUUUGGUGUCGACUGUGUGCUAUGUUACAUGCACCCAUCAAACCCAAGAAUUAUGAUAAUCUAGCCAACUGGUGGUAUCCAUCGUCUAUUUGUAAUUCAAAUGAUUGGCUUUAAUUGUUGAGAUUAUCACAAUUUAGUGAGAUUAUUAAUGUUAAAACAACGAAAUGCGCAACGGACCAGAAAGUCGUUUGCUUGAAAAUGUAUUAAAUUUUUUACAGCUUGAAUCAAGUUACUCUAUCAUGUUAAUCAUUUGGUUAUAAACUAUUGAAUAAAGGAGGAAGGCCAAAACUGCCUAAGAAAGGAAUUUUUUUGUUAUGAACACAUCA
Molecule: messenger RNA, 2010 nt
Organism: Tetranychus urticae (two-spotted spider mite)
Lineage: Eukaryota; Metazoa; Arthropoda; Arachnida; Trombidiformes; Tetranychidae
Product: core alpha-(1,3)-fucosyltransferase-like
Cellular component (GO): membrane
Molecular function (GO): fucosyltransferase activity
Source: RefSeq, a predicted model, not a curated record